This is a messenger RNA of Sesamum indicum (sesame), 1929 nucleotides long. RefSeq lists its product as uncharacterized. The record is from RefSeq and is a predicted model, not a curated record. NCBI's taxonomy places the organism in Eukaryota, Viridiplantae, Streptophyta, Magnoliopsida, Lamiales, Pedaliaceae.
AAGAAAAGGAGAAAAAAGGGGAUAAAAUCAAAACUGAACUGAAACUUCAUUUGUAGCAGUUUCAAUCCACACUUCCUUGACAAGGAACUUUUUUCGUUCCCAAACUUCUCCAAUUCGACGACAUGAAAAUGAAAAUAGGAAAGUAAUCCGAUCAGUUUUCCAGAUCAUAUUUUCUAUGACCUGAUUGCUACCGCUGAGUAGGAGGAUGAUUUGAAGUAACUUGCUAACUAUUACUUUCUGCUCGCUUGCGGCUCCAUGUCUACGCUGAAAUCAGACUCUGGUGGAAAUUCUAGUGAGUCGGUAGAUGGAUCUUAUAGUUUCUUCCGCGAUCACAGACCUUGUAAAGGUAAUUCUUCAACUCUGGGUUUGGGACGUGAUGCAAAAUGGUGGCUAGACCAUCAAGGGCUUGGGAAAGACCAGCUAAAUGUGUUGGAUGCGGAGGUCACACUAUUGGGCACUGGCUUUGUUGAUGGAAAUGCAAAAGCAAGUGGAGUAUAUCAACUCAGUGAGGAAUGUUAUUCUCCAAAAAAUCAUGGUGGUUUUUGUGCACAUAUGCCGUUAAAGCAUUUUCAUUCUCUAGGAAAAAAUAACGGGGGUAGUUGGUUGCAAGAAUUUGAAUCUACAAUUAAAGAUGAUUUACUCUCAGAUGCCAAUUUGAUAGAUUUGGACUCUUGCACUUGCCUGCUCCUUGAACGGCCUAAGAAGCUUUGUUCGGAUAUGGAUUCAGAAUGGAUUGGACUAAAAAAGAUUGAACCAUGGUGGCAUGCAGGUGAUAAAUAUGAUUCGGCAUCCCUGGUUUCUCAGACAUCAUCUGGCCACAUUAGAGAUCAUGAUCAUCCAGGAGUUGAAUCCAUGCAUUCUGAGAAGGUUUCCGAUAAAUGUGUAAAUUGCUUUGAUCAAUUUAAAGGACAAUUUAGAGAUAAAGAGAGAAAGCUUUUGCAUGUGGCUGACUCUACUCAAGCAAAUCUUGCUUCAGUUGAAGAUACCGAAUUCUCUUAUAUGGCUGAUUGUACUGAGGGAAAUCUUGCUUCAUUAAGCAUGGAUAAAUCACUGGGUAAACAAGGACUAAUGGAGCCCAUUCUGCAAGACCCUGAGGGAACUUUCAGCAGCAGCGACAGUUGUAAUACGGCCAAAGUGGAUUCAUCAUAUAGCCAGAAACCAAGAAGUGGUGAUCUUAGCAGAACCGAGUUGUUAGAAGCGCUCUGCCACUCUCAAACACGUGCAAGAAAGGCUGAGAAGUUGGCACAGGAAGCCUGUGAUGAGAAGGAUCACGUCAUCAAUCUCUUUUUCCAGCAGGCGUCGUGCCUCUUUGCUUAUAGGCAGUGGCUCCGCAUGCUGCAGCUAGAGACAUUAUGCCUUCAUCUUAGGAGCAGAGAUCAGCUCACUUCUUUUACCCCUCCAGCUAUCCGAAGCAAAAAUAUGACUAUAAGGAGGAACCGAGCUAGGGGCCCGAAAAAGAAGCUGGGCAAACACAGAUGUCAUAUAAACAAAUACGCCAUUGCUUUUGCAGUAGGCUUGAGUCUUGCUGGUGCUGGCUUCCUAGUUGGUUGGACCAUUGGUUGGCUUUUCCCUGCUUUCUAGACCUAAAUAUAUAUGUAUAUAUAUACAUAUAUGUCUAUACGUCUAUAUAUGUAUCUUACAUACACCUGGUGUGAAAACACGAUUAGGUGUGGAUCACGACAUGUGGAUAAAAUAUAGGUUUCAUUGUUGAAGUGGCCUAAUCCUUACCACUUUGUGUCUCAUGCUCGGUGGAUAUAAGAAUGAACUAGUAUGUAGAAGUUGGCUACAAAAUUGGUGUUUGCUUCCCAGGUCGGUAGUUCUCAUGUUCUGUACAUAUACUUGCAGUUAGUCUUCUAGUGCGUGUAAGUUUGUGGAAUGUGGUGUGUAAAUGUACAAUUUUUGUAAUAUAUGAAUAAUUUGUAAGUUGUA